Soboliphyme baturini is the source of this 698-nucleotide messenger RNA. Lineage: Eukaryota; Metazoa; Nematoda; Enoplea; Dioctophymatida; Soboliphymatidae. The record is from the annotation of a GenBank genome assembly.
AUGACUACACGAGUUUAUAUCGGAAGACUAAGCCAAGAUGCAAAUGAAAACGAUCUCUCAAGAUUUUUCAAAGGAUACGGUCGAAUCGAAGAGGUGACUGUAAAGAACGGUUUCGGAUUUGUGGAGUUUUUUGAUCACCGCGACGCGGAUGAUGCCGUUCAUGAGCUGAAUGGCAAAGAGCUUCUUGGAGGAAGAGUCAUAGUGGAGCUAGCCCGUCGACGAUCCGAAAGACGGUACCUACCUCCUCCUCGAAACGGCGGAUAUGGUUAUGAGAGAAGCAUGCCACGCUAUGGUAGGGGGAUGAUGAGGCCGCCCUUCCGGCGACCGUUGCCUCGACCGCCCCGUAGAACUUCUUACCGCGUCGCCGUAGAAAACCUUUCUAGCAGUGUUUCGUGGCGAGACCUUAAGGAUUUUAUGAGCGACGCUGGUGAAGUCGCGUUUACCGACGUGUUCCCUCAGCGCAACGAGGGCAUCGUUGAAUUUGAAACAGAAUCGGGCAUGCGAGACGCCAUUGAAACACUGAGCGGAAAGGAACUUAAUGGACGCAUUAUACGACUGGUCGAGGAAAGGCCUCGAAGCAGGGGGAACUCUCCUCGUCGUGGCGGGAGUGAUUCCGAUGGAUCGCCGAAAAGAAGGAAUCACAAAAGGUAUAAUGUAUAUGAUACUCAUGCUUGUAGCAAAAUUGCUGAUUGUUAACA